This is a messenger RNA of Grus americana (Whooping crane), 985 nucleotides long. RefSeq lists its product as uncharacterized. The record is from RefSeq and is a predicted model, not a curated record. Bases 84 to 917 code for a protein of 277 amino acids. The transcript is spliced from 2 exons. NCBI's taxonomy places the organism in Eukaryota, Metazoa, Chordata, Aves, Gruiformes, Gruidae.
CUCCUCCGGGCUGCAGGGAGAACAUUUGUUAUUUGCAAAUAUCUUGAAGCUGUUUUUGAAAAAGACGGAAAGGAUUUAGGGACAUGUUUGGUAACAGAGCGGCGCGGCAGAGAGCUCUGGCUCGGGUGAAAAAUGUUCCCCGUGUGCGUGACGGGGAGGGACCGAGUGUGCUGGGGACAGCGUUUGUGCUGGUUCCUCCUCGCCUGGGCCGGCGGGAUGCUCCGGUUCGGCAGCCGCUUGACUUGGCAGCGAGGAGGCGGUCGGGCAGGCGAGCGCUGCCCCAUCGCAUCCCCCUGCGGGGCGGCACGGGGGUGCCAGGCCGGACGGGAGGGCAGGGCCGAGCUGCCCUCGUCCCGUGCGGAUCCGGUUCCCCAGGCCUGGCAGCCCUGACCUCCUGCCUGGUCGGUGUUUUCGAAGGUGAAGGCACGCGGCUGCUGCCUCAGCUACGCUCUUCCCACGUACGGACGCGACGAAUCAAGCUCUUUUCCAGCCGCCUCGUGUUUCAGCUCGGCAGUUUGGCUCCCCAGCUCCAACUCCGAGACGAUUUCCAUCCCAACUUGCUCUGCAGGCUUCGCAAAGCCCUUUGCGGGCGUCUCCACCCGGGACGGACGCUCUCGCCCUGCCAUGGCUCGGCAGAGCCGCCCCGCCGCCCCCAGACCUUCCCGGGCAUGCCGAGAGCCGCAGGACGGCGACUUCCCCGGCGGCACGGAUCCGGCACGGAUCUCCUAACGCCGGUACAGCCCAGCAGCGGGUGUCAGAACAGUCAUCUGCCUGGGGAAAAUAUACACAACUGCAUCAACGGUGACGUCAGAUUCCUGGUGCUCUUCGCCCAGCAGGAUCGGACAGAGUUUAGUUCAAAACUAUUUAAUAUUUUAAAUCAAUUAACAGAUAUAUUUGGAAAUCUAUUCACUUUGUAACCUCCUUACUCUGUGCUUUGCUGAUACAUUUUUAAUGAGAAUGUCAUGCAAUUGCUAAAUAAAACUCC